CCACGCACGGUCGACUGUCACGUGAUCCGUCUCGUGACAACCGGAAGAAGGAAUAUCAACAGUGAGGAUGAUGUGACAUGUAUCAAGUCUUCAUUUAGAAAAAUAAUGACUUCCAUCAUAAAAGAAACACAGAGCAUCAAAGAAGCUGUGACUUUUAUCAAUGAGAUCGAUGCCAACAAAUUCCCCAGGCUGAUCUCUCGAAUCAUUCAGAAGCUUCAUUUGAAGGGAGAGAGAACGUUCAGCGAAGAAGAGGAGCAAAAACUCCGAGCUGCUCUGUCUUUAGAUAAACGUGCUCUUAACCUGGUCCUGGAAACCUCUGCCUUUAUUCUAGAGCAGGCUGUGUAUCACAACAUAAAGCCAGCCGCUCUGCAGCAGCAGCUGGAGGUGAUCCAUCUAAACCCAGAAAAAGCAGAGGUGUUCUCCCAAAGCUGGGCCGCUGCCGGACCUGAGCUCGUAGAGAAGCUGAAGCGUAAUAUCUUUGCCCCUAAGAAGCUGGAGCAUGUUGGCUGGCAGCUGAACCUGCAGAUGGCCCAGUCCAGUCAGACCCGACUGAAGUCUCCCAGUGCCGUCCUCCAACUUGGGAUCAAAAGUGAAGACUCUGAGUCAUAGAACCUCAAGAAGCUUUACAACACAGCCAUUCAUCCAUGCAUGAGUACAAGUACCUAUACCAGCCCUUGUGUUAACUGACUGAGGUGAGGCUGCCAUACUCACCGAGCGCCGCCAGUUCACCUCCGAUCACCAAGCAGCAGGUAAGGUGGUUGAAGUGUCUUACCCAGGGACAUAACUGCUGCAGCAAACUGGUUAUGGGGUGGGCACUUAACUAGUCUCCAACUGUCACUCAUAAUAACUGUUGACUGAAUGAUGAUUCAGAUUAAUGUGGAACCAGAAAGUACAAGGUCACAGUCACACACAUAGAGCAAGAGUCAAGUACUUAUUACUAAAGCAUGUCCCAGAUAUACUCGAAUCAGUUUAAACUGUUUUUGUUGAUUGUGCACAGAUUCCCAAUGGUUUCCAGUAAUCUUUCAAUACAGUUUAUUUGGCAUCUGGCCAGUCAUACUAUGUCCCAUUAGUUGAAGAUGAUUUUUUUUUGUUAUGAUGCCGUUUAGCUCCUGUUUUUAAGCUUUUUAAUUUAUAUAUGAGUAUAUUAUCAUGAUUAUAGAGCUAAACGAUGAAAAUCUCUGUUGCAGUAAAGUUGACUGCCCUCUGAAGAGGAUACCUAUUCAUUUUCUUCCUACAUGUCCUACAUCUGGCAAAAGUAUAUAUAGGGAAACGUUAGAAUCUUUAAAGGACAUUGAAAAUUGAUGGGAGCAUCUCCAGAGAUGAUAAUUUGGGAUAUGUUGAGUAGGAUGAAUAUCCCUAAAAUGUUCCAGGAGAAAUUUUCUACAAAACCAAAAAGAUGUUCUGUUGAAAGUUGACACAAGCCAGAGGAACAAAAAAGACCAACGUCAUUAAUAAUCCAUAAAGAAGGGCUCAAUACUGCUGGCUUUGAGUCUUUUUCUAUAAACUCUUUAUUUGACGUAUGACUGUGAUGUAUUUUUUGCAACAUGAUUGAAUGGUGGAAUAACAGAUCAGUUCCCCAGUUAAAUGUUUUAGUUUUAAUGCACAUUCAGACUGAUUAAUGGUGAGUGUGUCUUACAGUGGCCGCAGUUGUAUUCUAAGGCCAUUAACUGAGCAUGAUCUGUUGCUGCGCUGCAACUGUUUUCAAAAAUGAUAUAGGAGGAGGGCGAGAAACGUAGGAGUAAGCACUUUUCUUAUCGUCUCCUUGUCUGAUCUCCACAGCCAUGGUCCUCCAUUACACAGCUAAUAAUAGAGGCAAGCUUUAUCACUUAGUUCACUGUUGCAUGAGAGGGAAAGCAAACGGCUGCUGUUUGAUACUGACCGAAGUUAUAUUAAGAUUUUAUUUUUACUGAAUAGUUUUUAAGAAAUUAAAAGAGGCGGGCAAAAGUGGAAGAGAUUAGUCAUCACUUAAGGUGACACCCUAAAGGGAAACAAUUCCGUUAAUGGGCGUUGCUACGUAUGUGGGUGUGACUGGAUUGAGUUGGAUUCUGUCCUGUUCUGUUGUGUGACUCAGUGUCAUCAAUCAAAAAAAUAAAACGGUAAUAAAAUAGUUUGGACUUGAUGUUCUUGGAGGAGAAAAGGCUUCUUUUAUCAAAGAACAUCAAGUUCCCUCAAUUUCUGCUGGGUUCUUGAUGCUAAGAUCAGUGAAAGAUUCACGUGGGAGGAUGGAAAAGGGUAAAAGCUUGUUUUGUUGUUUCAUGACGUUUAGUUAUUUGUUGAUGAUGGAGAGGGAGAAGACAGUUUGUGAGGAUUUUUCAUCAGCUGCUAUGUUUGACACGACCUAGAACGAUCAACUGGGGCAGUAGCAAAAAGAUUUUGCCCUUCUAGUCGGUCUAGCCACCCUCCAUUGUAGACUUAGCAGGCCUACCGUUGGUCCUAACAGUUUUGUGUCUUGCCAGUCACAGAGCUCUAUGUUUGUUGGACGAGCUUUGCACAAGAGCUGCGAUGGAGAAAAUCUACAAAGAUGGCGUCGGCUCAGGAAUGGCGCUCAUUUGAAACAGCUUUGGCAUCAUCUUUGGAUGAUUUGGACUUGGGCUUUUAUUUGAGCCGUGAGCAGAUAGAGGUACUUAAGUCCUUUAUUUUGAAAAAGAAUAUAUUUGCUUCUAUGGUGUAUGGCGGACUCACUGCCACGUUGACCAAUUCCCAUAGCGAUGAAUAGGUCACGUUGUUCAUUGCUCUGAUUGGCCCAUAGUUCUGUCCAAUUGCAUGUGGAGACAGUUUGAAAGACAAUCGUACAUUCUGCCCCAUGACUUCACUCUGUCAAUGGGUCGUGGCCUAAAUAUGCACAUAUUUAAGAUGGCUUGCCAGGCUAUGCUUGAGAACAUGUCUACUAAAAUAUUGAGUAAUUUCAGGCAUAAUGCCAAAAAUCAGUUAGAUUUUUCCUUUUAUUGGAUUUGUCUUCAGCUUUUGACACGGUUGACCAUAAAAUUCUGUUACAUCGACUUCACAAUGACAGGAUUUUCUGGUACGGUUCUGAAGUGGGGUUCUUCCUAUUUGAAUAACAGAACAUUCUCUUUAUGUGUAAACAAGAUUAGGUCUGAAGUCACAUCUUUGCUUCACGGUGUUCCCCAGGGCUCGGUCCUUGGCCCAAUUUUGUUUCUAUUAUAUAUUUGCCCUCUUGGGGAGAUUAUUAAAAGCUUUACUAAUGUGUCCUACCAUUUAUAUGCGGAUGACAUUCAACUCUACUGCUCUUUCAAGGACACAGAGUUUAACAAGUUAGCUGAUCUACUUGAUUGCAUUGAGCGUAUUAAGGACUGGCUAGCCAGUAACUGUCUUCAGUUGAACUCAAGCAAGGCCGAAACACUGAUCAUUGCUCCUGAACAGAAAGUGCUUUUAAUCAGACAACACCUCGGUUCCCUGAGCUCCUCAGUCCAGACCAGUCUCAGAAACAUUGGUGUUCUUUUUGACCAGUCCAUGUCUUUGAGCUGCCACUCAAAACAUUUAGUGAAGAACUGCUUUUAUCAUUUAAGAAACAUUUCCAAAUUGAGAGCUUUUACUUCCAAACCGGACUUGGAGAUGAUUAUCCGUGCUUUUAUUUCUUUUCGUUGAGAUUAUUGUAAUUCUAUCUUUACUUGUUUUAACAAAUCAGAUGUCAGUCGUCUCCAGUUGGUCCAGAACGCUGCAGCAAGGCUUUUAACAGGAACCAAUGGAAGGGCUCACAUAACACCGGUUUUAUCCUCUUUACAUUGGCUACCGGUCAAGUUUAGAAUUGAUUUUAAAAUUUUAGUUUAGACUUUUAGAGCUCUUAAUGGACAAGCUCCACAAUAUUUAUCAGACCUUUUAAUCCCUCACUCUUCUGGCGCACUCUACGGUCCUCGGGUCUGGCCCCUAAGACCAGAUUUAAAACUAGAGGGCACCUGUCCUUUCAAGCUGUAGCUCCCAGACUUUGGAACGCCCGGCCCUUGUUUCUUCAUGUGGUCGACUGUUGAUUCUUUUAAAAAGCAGCUGAAGACACUUUUAUUUAGACAAGCUUUUAUGUAAGUUGACCUUGUGCUCCUGUCCUGUUUUGCCUUUUUAUGUAUGUUGUGAAGCACUUUGUGAUUUUAUCUGUGAAAAGUGCUAUAUAAAUAAAGUUUUACUUACUUACUUACUUAAACCUGCUUGACACUUAUUUAGCCUAAUUUAAUUAGUAAGAUUGCAUACUGACUUUCCUUUUGGUUAUAUUACAUUCUUACAUCAUUCUUCAUAAGCGUGAGUCUUUUCUGCCUCGUGUGCAUCAAAAAUCACUGAACUUGCUUCAGUGUUUGAACUUAUGCACUGUCAGAACAGUACAGCAGCAUCUGCAACGAUACAAAGGCUUUGAGCACACAAAGUCAAACCAGCACACACACGAAAUCUGUCCCAUCUCUUUUGAAAUGCAAACAUGCACCGUCCACCUACAUUUUCCCUUUCCAUUCCAAAUACUGAGACGCAGACAUGCUGAAGCCGUCUGCUUUGGUCAUAUAUUCUCUUUGCUGCGUAAGGGUGUGCUGGCUGACUUCAGAUGCACCGAGUCUGUGCUCUGCAUCUGUGUCGGUGUGCUUUCAAAGGAAGCACGCACGACCACCAGAGAGUCGUCCUCCAUGGCAUACAUAUGCAUGUUUGCAUAAAUGUGUCUAGAUUCCCUUCUGAAAAGGGUAUUUGAGAAAGUUUCUUGUCAGUUAUAAACAAUAGAAGAAACUCAACCUGAAUGUAAAAGCGUCCAGUUUGACAGCUUCAUCUUUGGUGGUUGGUUCAUUUAAAUGCUUAUAAAACCAAUUAGGUAGGUCAGGGUCUUGAGAAACAGAAUCCUGUAUUGUUCUGUCAUCAGCACCUUCAGUCAGAUGCAUCGUAUCUUUUUAUUUCUCCCACACAUGAAAAAGAUUCUUGUGCACGUUUAAGAGCAAGAACAGCACCGAACGGUUUAUAUUCCAGCCUCUGAAGUAGGUUUUUUUUGUUCAGCUGUCAGUUUAUUUGAAGAAAAGCUUUUGAAAUCUUACAAAAAAAAAAACUAAAAUGAAAAUUAGGUAAUUUAAGCAAAUGCCUCAAAGGGAGAAAUAAAUAAAUAAAAUGCUUAAGAAUUCAUAGAUGUGGUGUUUUCUUCUCUGUUUCCUGCCUUUUUAAAUAAAAAUAACAUGUUUACUCACUUUCAGUUGUGUCAGUUUAGCCUUUCAGCUGAAUUAUAACUUUUUUCUCUGAACUAUUCAUUGCUACUAAAUUUGAGGUUAUUUAAAUCCAAUUUUUACUCUCCUGCAGCGAUUUUGAACUCGUGCCAUUCACAUCUAAAUAUUUGCUUUAUUUAUCGUGCCAUGAUUUGUUAUUAUUUGUGGAACCAACAAGUAAAAUACAACUUUUUCUAAUCGGAUUAUUCAGUGUGCUCAGUGACAUUGACUACAGUCAUUUUUGCAAAACAGUUUCAAGCUGGGCUUGAGACGCCUUCUUACGUUUCUGAUGUGCUUUAUGAAAGCAUCGAGGCUGGAUGAGGGCGGUAUGAAGACGACCCACUGCUGUUAAGCCUCUGAGCUGCCAAGGGAGGUAUUGACAGAGCUGGAACAUGUUAGCCAACUUGAGUUUGUGAUGCGUAGACCAGUUUCCUGCAGAAUUUAGAAAGGAAAGAGCUGCUAAAUCAUUCCCUACAAUCUGUCACUACAUGAUGCAGUUUACUGCGUGUGAUCUUGGGAUGUGACCAACUUG
Messenger RNA from Nothobranchius furzeri (turquoise killifish), 5709 nucleotides. RefSeq names its product COMM domain containing 10 (gene commd10). The record is from RefSeq and is a predicted model, not a curated record. Lineage: Eukaryota; Metazoa; Chordata; Actinopteri; Cyprinodontiformes; Nothobranchiidae.